AUGGAGAGCACGAAGAGGUGGCCCCAUCAGGCACUUUCGCUUGAAAAAAAGCUCGAAAUUCUUAAGGAGCUCGACCGAAGCAGCCUGACCAAGACAGAGGUGGCGAAAAAGUUCGACAUCCCGAAGUCGACGCUGUCGCGGAUCCUGAAGAAUAAAGAGACAAUCGAAGGAGCUGUCAAGAAUGGAGCCUUCAGCUCUAAGCGGAUGCGGACGACGCCUCACAAAGAACUUGAAAAAGUUAUUUUCAUUUGGUUUAAACGUGCGCGGAGUUCGAAUUUUCCGAUAAGCGGACCCAUUCCGGAGCAGAUGGCGCGAGAGAUCGCCAUGCAGAUGGGUGUCGAGAACUUCACCUUAAGCGACGGAUGGCACAGUCACUUCAAAAAAUGCCACUGCCUUCUUUUCAAGUCACUGAAAGCUACAACACAGGAUGAAUGGUCAGGGGCACUUUCUGUAAGCAGGUCUUCUGCUGCACUCAAGUCUCUCGAAUCAAGCAGUUAG
Molecule: messenger RNA, 498 nt
Organism: Rhipicephalus microplus (southern cattle tick)
Lineage: Eukaryota; Metazoa; Arthropoda; Arachnida; Ixodida; Ixodidae
Product: major centromere autoantigen B-like
Source: RefSeq, a predicted model, not a curated record